UCGCCAGUUGUGGUGGUGUUCAUUGUGAUUGUUUGGACUGUUGUUAUAAAUGUCAAAUAGAAUGGAUAAUGUUGUUAUAUCGUUGUUGUUAUUCGUGACAAUAGUAAAUUUUGGAUACUGCACGCAGAGAACUUUACGAUCAUGGGUGAAUCCUGACUGUGGCGAAUUAUGUAAAGGCACAAAUUUAACAACAGUUUAUCUAAGGACUGAUGGUCCCAAUGAUACUCUGCAUUACCUGUGGGAUUUUCGUGGUAAUCCAUCCAUAUUGUUAGCCCUCACUACACCAUCAACUUCCUUAAAUAUAAGUUGGGAAGAUUUUAUCGCAAGGAAAAAAAAUUCUAUAACAUUCACAAAUGAACCUAUUUAUACUUUUGGUCUAGUUAUAAAUAAGAUUAUAGAGUUCAAUGACAUAAAUGACACAGCAUUAAUAAAUGUUACUAACAUUAAACAUGUAAAUACAAACAUUUUGCAUCCUAUGUUUUUCCAAUGGGAGCGUAAGACUUUAUUGCAGAAUAAUGAAUUUGUUUCCUUGGACAUGGAAGGCAAUUACUAUAAUGAUGUUCCUAUGAACAUUAGUAGACAUGGGACAUUAAAGCUUUCGCUGAGAGGAUUUUGUUCCCUCGACCAUUCACAAAUAAUGCCUCACAUGUUGCAUACUGAGAAUUCUACUCAGGUGGACAUGAUUCUUGACCAUGUAGAAACCAAUAAAACCUUUUCUAGUAGUAGGUUUGCUAUUGAAUUACUGGUGGUAGGUGGAGGAAAUCCUGAGAUACCUAUGUUUAUUAAUUCUAAAAAAAAUUUGGACGAUGAACACACUCCAGGAAUAUUUGAGGUUGUUGAAGUCAGAACUCCACCAUAUAAAAGUAUGGAUGAUUAUCAAACAGAAGGAGCUUAUUUGCAAUGGAGACCAGUCUCCUAUACGAAUACAUCUCGCGAUGUAACAAGUUCCACAGAAACAGUACAAUAUCCAGCAUUGAAAGUUACUGAUCACACAAGUGCAAUUAAAAAUUCUUUGUUGUAUUGUUAUUAUGGAGACAAAGUGAAUGAUUUGCUUACACAAAGAAUUAUAGUAUCACUAGGAAUGCAAGGGGAUGGAUUUUAUAAAAGAACCAAUUAUUCUACAUGGACAUUUUUAGUCGGCUAUGGCACACCGCCGAAUGAAAAGUUCUCUUACUUGGUGAUAAUGAUUAUUGCGAUCGGUCUUGGCAUCCCACUUGUUAUUCUAAUAGCAAUCGGAAUAUACCUUUGUAUUCGUAAAAUGCCCAAGCGAAAUAGGGGUGUUUAUUUAAGUCAAUGAAGUAAUUCGUAGAUUCUGUAAGAAAUUUCGGCUACGUCGUGUUCGAUAGAAGUGUGAGCACGUUUAGUUGCAUUUACGACACCACCGUUAAAUUAUACAAAGAUAUUACCUAUAUUUAUACAUAGCACAUAUAUUUUUUACACAACUUUUCAAGUUGGUUCGUAAACACCAAUUUGAAGUAAAUAAUUAAUGUAACGCAAAAACAAACUAUUCUGUACAAAUUUAUACACGAUUCAUUAA
Messenger RNA from Dufourea novaeangliae, 1537 nucleotides. Its product is annotated as glycosylated lysosomal membrane protein-like. The transcript is spliced from 6 exons. Gene Ontology annotation, cellular component: lysosome. Bases 50 to 1297 code for a protein of 415 amino acids. The record is from RefSeq and is a predicted model, not a curated record. Lineage: Eukaryota; Metazoa; Arthropoda; Insecta; Hymenoptera; Halictidae.